AUGAUGGUUGAAAUAGCAAGACUGAUGCAAUUAUCUACUUAAACUACAUAUUCAUUAAUUUUUGUACUAGUCACUUUACAGCCACCGAUGCAACCUCUUAAUGAAGAAACGCUACCUGAAUCAGCCAUACAUUAACUUGAACAACUGUUAUAGCUUUAGAAAGAAUCAACACAGUCUACUUCAGAAGCAUUACAUGGAUUAGUUAAACUUUAAAUACAAGUUAAUGCAUUUUACAGAGGUGUCACAGCACCAUUCUAACAACUUGAGAACCUAUUUAUCACCAAAAUAAUUAGAAAAAGCUAAUAAAAUUACAUCUUUAUAUUAAUUUGA
Messenger RNA from Tetrahymena thermophila SB210, 330 nucleotides. RefSeq lists its product as hypothetical. The record is from RefSeq and is a predicted model, not a curated record. Lineage: Eukaryota; Ciliophora; Oligohymenophorea; Hymenostomatida; Tetrahymenidae. The transcript has a single exon.